Radiomyces spectabilis is the source of this 366-nucleotide messenger RNA. Its product is annotated as ribosomal protein L31e-domain-containing protein. Gene Ontology annotation, cellular component: cytosolic large ribosomal subunit; ribosome. Gene Ontology annotation, biological process: cytoplasmic translation. The coding region runs from base 1 to 366 and encodes 121 amino acids. Gene Ontology annotation, molecular function: structural constituent of ribosome. The transcript has 3 exons. The record is from RefSeq and is a predicted model, not a curated record. NCBI's taxonomy places the organism in Eukaryota, Fungi, Mucoromycota, Mucoromycetes, Mucorales, Radiomycetaceae.
AUGGCCAAGGAUCAGAAGACCACCAAGCGUUCCACCCUCGCUGACGUUGUCACUCGCGAGUACACCAUCCACAUGCACAAGCACGUCUUUGGCAGAUCCUUGAGAAAGCGUGCUCCCCAUGCUAUCAAGGCCGUCAAGGCUUUUGCCGAAAAGGCCAUGGGUACCAAGGAUGUCCGUAUUGAUGCUGGUCUUAACAAGGCCAUUUGGGCCCGUGGUGUCAAGCACAUUGACCACCGUAUCCGUGUUCGCAUUGCCCGCAAGCGUAACGACGAAGAAGAUGCCAAGGAGAAGCUCUACUCCUAUGUCACCUAUGUUCCCGUUUCCAGCUUCAAGGGUCUCGAAACCACUGUUGUCGAUGACGAGUAA